Sitodiplosis mosellana (orange wheat blossom midge) is the source of this 3299-nucleotide messenger RNA. RefSeq lists its product as uncharacterized. NCBI's taxonomy places the organism in Eukaryota, Metazoa, Arthropoda, Insecta, Diptera, Cecidomyiidae. The record is from RefSeq and is a predicted model, not a curated record. The coding region runs from base 12 to 3221 and encodes 1069 amino acids. Gene Ontology annotation, molecular function: monocarboxylic acid transmembrane transporter activity. Gene Ontology annotation, biological process: transmembrane transport; monocarboxylic acid transport. The transcript is spliced from 19 exons.
CCGCACUGAAGAUGACGGGGAUUUCACAGAAAAGGAGUUUUCGUACUGAAAAACGGCCACCAGAAGGAGGAUGGGGUUUCCUCAUUGGUGUCGGUGUGGCUAUACCAAUUGCGUGUAUUACGGGCAGUUUAUCGUCAUUUGGAUUGAUGUUCAAUGAUUUUAUAACCAGUUGCGGGAGUGGCACAAGCGCGGUGACUAUAAUCAAUGGCGUCUUCUUUAGUUCAAUUAGCUUCUCGGGUUUAUUUGCGAGUUCUUUAUUCAAAAAGUACUCAAUGCGAUCCGUAGGAAUAUUCGGCGCUUCGAUUUACAUUCUUGGGAGCCUUAUGACGAUAUUUGUUAUUUCAGUUGAUCAAUUGAUUGUUUCGUUCGGUGUUCUACAAGGCUUCGGAUUUGGUAUGAUGGUUCCGGUCUAUUUUACCACGUUCAACCGGUAUUUUGUUCAAAAGCGAGUGUUCAUGAUGAGUUUAGCGCAGACUUUAACCGGCAUAUGCACGAUGUCAUAUCCGUUGGUGGUGGAUUUUCUGUUCAAUAAAUACGGUUUUCGUGGCAUGAUGGCGGUCAUUGCAGCGAUGAACGCGCAUGUGAUGUUCGCAAUGAUAGCAAUGCAUCCAGUCGAAUGGCACUAUAAAGUGGUCGAAAUACCCAUUGAAGACGCAAAACCAUUAAUGGAUGCAAAUGACAAUGAAAAUGAAAAAGGGAAAGAGAAAGAGAAAGAAGAAGAAGAAAAGGGAAAAGAAGAGAAAUCAGAAGCAAUGUCAGGCGAUGAAUUCGAUGAAUCUGAACUGAAUCAUUUACCGCCUCAUGCGAAGAAGAAACCACGUUUUAGUGUGCCAAAUGGAGAAUCGAUUAAUUCCAACACGAAAUAUGAACGCAGUAAAUCUCUUAUCCCCGGACAAGAGCUCGACGGUUUUAAUCCGGUUCAAAGACGCGUUUCAAGUAUUAUGAGCCUCGGUCAAUUUGGUGCUGCUAUCUAUUCACAAGAGAGUUUGGAAUCGGUGAAAAAUGGGAAAUGGCAAAAAGUGGUCGACUUUCUUGAUUUGAAUCUUUUGAAAGAUUUUGUUUAUAUGAACAUUGUUUUUGGACUUUCCUUUGCCUUGUACUCAGAUGCCUCAUUCUUCACAUUACAACCGAUGUACCUGUUCGAAUUAGGAUUCUCGAAGAGCGACACGGCAAAGAUCGUUGCGGUCGGCGCUGCUGCCGACAUGUUUAGCCGCAUGUCGUUGGCGGUCAUAAGUUUUUUCAUCGCAUUUAAAGCACGUCACGUUUAUUUGGCCGGCGCGGUUGGCACGAUUACUUUUCGAUUUGUGUUUUUGAACAUACACAAUUAUAUCGGUAUGAUUAUUAUAACCGCAAUCCUUGGCUAUUUACGAACGCUAAUGCACACGCCGUUGGCUCUGGUUUUCGGAGAGUAUUUGCCACAAGAGAGAUUUGCUUCCGGUUACUCACUGUUCAUGCUGUUCCAAGGAAAUUUCGCCUUUUUGGUCGGACCAGUUAUCGGUUGGAUACGAGAUGUAACUAAAGAUUAUAUCAUUUGCUUCCAUUCGCUCACCUUCAUAUUGGCCUUGUGUGCCAUUCCAUGGAUUAUCGAAAUCAUUUGGCUACGAAUUUAUCGAAGAAAAGAUAACGCCAUUUCUAACUUUUUAAGAACCGAAAUGAGCCAGUCUGAUGAAAAACAAAAAUUUCGUAUUGAAAAAAUCGCGCCGGACGGAGGAUGGGGAUAUGUCAUUGGAAUUGGUAUCGCACUACCUUUUGCUUGUAGCUUAGGCAGUUUGUCUUCAUUUGGAUUGAUGUUUAAUGAUUUCAUCACGAGUUGCAACGGUGGUACCAGUUCCGUGACGAUAAUAAUGGGCAUCUUUUUCUGUUCGCUUAGUUUUGCCGGCUUAUUUGUAAGCACUCUUUCUCGAAAGUUUUCGUUGCGGAACAUAGGCGUAUUUGGUGGAACCAUCUACUUUGUGGGUGGUUUGAUGGUGGUUUUUGCUACCUCUGUUGAGCACUUAUUGAUUGCUUUUGGCGUUUUUCAAGGACUAGGAGUGGGCUUCAUAAUAAGCAUUGGAUACUCCACUUUUAAUCAGUAUUUCGUUAUAAGACGGGCCAGCAUGAUGGGUGCAGCACAGUUUUUGGUUGGCAUUGGCACGAUGCUGUAUCCAAUGUUUGUUCAAUAUUUGAUGGAAACAUACGGGUUUCGUGGUGCGAUGGCUGUGAUUGCUGCGUGUAAUGCUCAUGCCAUUUUCGGAAUGCUUGUUAUGCAUCCCAUUGAAUGGCAUCACAAAACGAUCAAAGUCCCUGUUGAAAAAGAAGAAGAAGAAGAAGAAGAGCGAUUGAUGAUUUCAACCGAAAAGCAGUCUGCGGUCAAAAUUACUGUGAUAUUGAAGGAAGAUGAAAAACAAACGAUCGACCCAGAAAAUCUAAAUCGAUUCAGUGUACCAGACUUGGUUGAAAAUAUGAAACAAAAUGACGCGAUCAUUCUGAAAAAUAAACGAAGUAAAUCGCUGGAUCCAAAUGGAUUUAACGAUCUUAAAAGUCGUAUUUCAAGCAUUAUGAGUUUGAACGAAAUGAGUGGCGAUAUUAUUAUGAACAAUGACCGAGCACAAAACGGAAAAUGGAAAAAAGUGGUCGAUUUCCUGGAUUUAACUCUUUUGAAAGAUUUGGUUUACGUGAAUAUCGUUCUCGGUACAACAUUUGCCCUGUAUUCGGAUAACUCAUUUUUCACACUCGAACCGAUGUAUCUGUUCGAAUUGGGAUUUUCCAAAGCUGACACAGCGAAAAUAAUAUCAGCCGGAGCAGCUGCGGACCUCAGCUCAAGGUUAUUUUUAGCCGUUACAAGCUUUUUCAUUCAAGUUAAAGCGCGUUACGUGUAUUUAGCCGGUGCUAUUGCGACGAUUUUCGUUCGUUUCGUAUUUCUCACCGUAUCCGACUUUUACGGAAUGGUAAUUGUGACGGCAGCUAUGGGCUUCUUCCGCACGUUCGUUCACGUUCCGUUAGCACUUGUUUACGGAGAAUAUUUGCCACAAGAAAGAUUUCCAUCCGGCUAUGGGUUAUUUAUGUGCGUAUCCGGCAACAUCGCUUUUUUAAUAUCUCCAUUCAUCGGUUGGAUCCGUGAUGUGACUAAAAGUUAUGUUAUUUGUUUCCAUUCGCUUACACUGCUCAUGGCUUUGUGUGCAGUUCCGUGGCUAAUUGAAAUAAUUUGGCUUAAGCUACACCCUAGGAAGACUGAAAAGUGAAGGUCAUUUUUGUUUGUGAUCGAUAAUAAAUUGUCGUUGAUAAAAUGUUUCCAAUUAAAAAAGAGAAAAAUGUUUUUA